AUGGCGCCGCACGCAGAAGACACCCCUGUUGGCGUUUCCGCCGACGGAACUAGUGUCCCCGUCAACGACGGGGCCGCUCCCCAUGAACCUGGGGUGAAGAAGAAUAUUGCCGAGAAUAAGCAGAUAAACUUCCCAAGGUCUGUCUGUACCGCCCGCCACCGUCAGCCUAAGAUAUACCUUGUCUUGACGACGACGACUGAUGAGCUGAAUGAAUAACAUAUAUCUGUAGACCACCCAAAAUCGACGACCCUUACAAGGAGCGCGAGUAUCUCAAAGGCCGCCUUGCCGCUGCGUUCCGGAUCUUUGGAAAGGUUAGGACUACUCACUACUCCCCAAAUAAUGUCCGCCGUCCGUCCUUCCCUCCUCAAACGCUGACGCUUGAGAUGUUAUUAUAGUAUGGCUUCGACGAAGGCGUCGCGGGCCACAUCACCCUGCGCGACCCCGUGGACCCGACUUGUUUCUGGGUGAGCCAACACCAAAACACGAUUCCAAAAAAAAAAAAGACACACUAAAGAGAAUCUCCGGGCGAGUUUAUAUUGAUAAUGACAAUUCCCAGGUGAAUCCCUUCGGUCUGGCCUUCUCGCUGAUCAACAAGUCCGAUCUGAUCCUCGUCAACCAUUCGGGCCAGGUCAUCGACGGCGGCGCGAACCGACUCCUCAACACGGCGGCCUACAUGAUCCACGCGGCGAUCCACGCGGCGCGCCCGGACGUCACCUGCGCCGCGCACUCGCACAGCAUCUACGGCCGGACGUGGUGCACGCUGGGCCGGAAGAUCGACACGCUGACGCAGGAUGCGUGCGCUUUCCACGACGACCACGUGGUGUAUGAUUCCUUCAAUGGGGUGGUGCUGGCGGAGAAGGAAGGGAAGGAUAUCGCGGCGUGUCUGGGACAGAAGAAGGCUGCGCUGUUGCAGAACCAUGGCCUGUUGACGGUGGGGAAGACGAUUGAGGAGGCGGUGUUUUGGUUUGUGAGUCUGGAGAAGUGCUGUUAUUCGCAGCUCAUGGCGGAGGCGGCUGCGGCUUCGAGGGGGGAGAAGCCGGUCGUGAUUGGAGAGGAAGAGGCUAGGUAUACCCAUACGACGGUCGGGACGUCGAGGGCGGGAUGGUUCAGUGCGAAGCCCUUGUUUGAUGUGGUGCAUAAGGAGACGAAUGGAGAUUACUUGCAGUAG
Lecanosticta acicola is the source of this 1168-nucleotide messenger RNA. The record is from the annotation of a GenBank genome assembly. Lineage: Eukaryota; Fungi; Ascomycota; Dothideomycetes; Mycosphaerellales; Mycosphaerellaceae.